Messenger RNA from Ostertagia ostertagi, 750 nucleotides. The record is from the annotation of a GenBank genome assembly. NCBI's taxonomy places the organism in Eukaryota, Metazoa, Nematoda, Chromadorea, Rhabditida, Trichostrongylidae.
AUGGGAGUCUGUUUAACUAUCGCUUGCUAUCUCAUCACGUUCUCUCCAUCAGCCGCGUUAUCUGUCAGCCGCUGCCUUUCUCUGGCUAGCUUCUUUACUUUGGUGACUGUCAUCAAUGUCGAUGGUGUGGGAUGCCCUUCCUGUAGCUGUAGCAUGUUCUAUCAUUUUGCAAGAUGCCGCACGAGUUUUCUACUUCUGGCUAUUGAAAAAAGCGCAAAGAUCACUGCUCCUGGCGCCUCUUCAAUUGCUCCAGGCGUUUCUGAUCUUCACAACGCUAGGCAUAUGCUUGCUUUGGUCUGCGGUCUUGGCAUGGGUGUGAUGGCUGCUUUGUUUCUAACAAUGAACGUGUUCGCUGAGUUUGCUGGGCCGGCUACAAUUGGCCUUCCACGAGCUGUCAAAGAGAAUAAACGCGACAUGUUUUACGCCGGUCCAUAUCUUCCUCUCUACUAUGCUCUGACAGGUUGCUUAGCUAGCUUAUUCGGCGUUGUGUGGACGAUAAUGAGCUGGUUCAAUUCCGAAGGCUACCAACCGUUCGUCAUUCUUGCUCAGUUCAUCCUGCUUCUUUGCUGUGUGGUCUAUUCACAAAUCAUAAUGGGCGCAACAUUCGAUACAGUUAUCGAUGGAGUUUCUACUACUUUGCUGGACUGGAUUACACUGAAGUGGUUGCGACAAAAACUGCUGACGAACGAAGGGUCAUUCUCUCCAGUGGAGGAGAUAGAGGCAAACGAAAGGAGAGAAGUCAACACAUAA